CACUUUAUCAGCCACCCCUUCCUCUCUGACCUCUCUCACAGCCUCCGAUACGACCUCGACGACGACGACAACAACAACAACAACAACAAGCACCCUACAGACCGCCAAGGCGCAUUCUACCACACCCAUCCAAAAAAAGAAAAAGAAGCAGUCCAGCAGUCCGAACGGCAUCAAAGACCACUAUAAAGAGCUAUUGCAAGACCCCACCAAACUACUCGACUACACAGACAUUGAAGAAACAGCAGAUCCGCUGCGAACGCAAAAAUUCAAAGACGUGCUCUCCGUGUCCAACGUGGAUCUGUCUGCUUUGCGCUCUCUCAGUUGGAGCGGCAUCCCUCAAGAACUCAGAAUGAUGGCCUGGCAGCUCCUUUUUGGCUAUCUUCCGUGCAAUUCUGCCCGAAGAGGCCAAACCCUCGCACGCAAACGAAAGGAAUACAGUGACAGUGUCGCCGUGACCUAUGCCAGAGGCAUCGCCGGACUCGACCAAGCCCUGUGGCACCAAAUUCACAUCGACAUUCCUCGCACCAAUCCCGGCAUUCCCUUGUAUCAAUGCGAAGCAACCCAGCAGUGUCUCGAGCGCAUCCUGUACAUCUGGGCCAUACGCCAUCCAGCCAGCGGCUACGUACAAGGCAUCAACGACUUGGUCACGCCCAUCUUUCAAGUCUUUUUAUCCGCUUACAUCGACAACGACGACGUCGACCGAGACAUCGAGCAGUACGACGUCGGCUCCUUGGACGAGGAGGUGCUCUCCGUCAUCGAAGCCGACAGCUUUUGGUGCUUGUCGAAACUCUUGGACGGUAUCCAGGACAACUACACCUUUGCCCAGCCCGGCAUCCAGAGGCAAAUCGUGACCUUGAAAGAACUCGUGUCGCGUAUUGACGCCCGUCUGGCUCAGCAUUUGCAAAAUGAAACCAUCGAGUUUAUCCAGUUUGCUUUUCGAUGGAUGAACUGCUUGUUGAUGCGUGAGCUGCCUCUGCGAGCCAUCAUCCGCAUGUGGGAUACCUAUCUCGCCGAGGGGAGUUCAGAGGGUUUUUCAGAAUUUCAUGUCUACGUCUGUGCCGCCUUUUUGGUGAAAUGGUCCCCUCAGUUGCAAAAACUGGAUUUUCAAGGUGUCAUGAUCUUUCUACAGCAAUUACCAACGCAAGGUUGGCAAGAAAAAGAUGUCGAAUUGCUGCUGUCCGAAGCUUACAUGUGGAAAACCUUGUUUCAUAAUGCACCCAGCCAUUUAAAAUAGUUUUUUUUUUUUUUUUUUUUUUU
Molecule: messenger RNA, 1257 nt
Organism: Mycotypha africana
Lineage: Eukaryota; Fungi; Mucoromycota; Mucoromycetes; Mucorales; Mycotyphaceae
Product: RabGAP/TBC
Exons: 1
Coding region: 350-1234 (294 amino acids)
Biological process (GO): activation of GTPase activity
Cellular component (GO): Golgi apparatus
Molecular function (GO): GTPase activator activity
Source: RefSeq, a predicted model, not a curated record